UCGCAUGGGACCGAUUCCUCUUUAUGCAGAAAAUGCUAUAGGAGAGAGACGACGAGGCCUUGGUGGAUAUUUGUAUGUCGUAUGCAUGAAUCCCGAGUGUGGUGAAGUUAACAUGGUACCAUAUGGGAAGACGCAUCGACAGAAAGAUAAAAGAACAGGGAUGCCAUGUUUUGUUGUGAAUACUAAAUUAGGCACAGCUAUGACAGACAGUCUUGGAGGGCCAGAUCGAGUCAAUAACCUCCUGUCUACGCUGAACAUAACAACAGUGAACAAUAAGACAUUAAUGGCUAUGGAGCGGCGUGCAGGAGAAAAUGUAGAAAGUAUAGCCCAGUUAACCACGAAGAAAGCAGCUGAUGAAGCUUAUCACGUGGAAAUGGGUGAAGUGGCUAAUGCAGAGUCCAGUGAAGCCUCCCAAACUAUGGAAAUAUUGGAUGAUCUGGGAGUUUGA
Saccostrea echinata is the source of this 448-nucleotide messenger RNA. RefSeq lists its product as uncharacterized. The transcript has 3 exons. Bases 5 to 448 code for a protein of 147 amino acids. Lineage: Eukaryota; Metazoa; Mollusca; Bivalvia; Ostreida; Ostreidae. The record is from RefSeq and is a predicted model, not a curated record.